CUAUUUUGAAAGGGUUGAUACACAGAUGCAAAUGGAAUUCGCGUUGGAUUCACGUACCUGUGCAACAAUUUGUGUCGCUAGCAAUUUGCGAAUCCACAUCUGAUUAUUCUCCUUCUCUCUUUCUCAGCAUCGUAUUCUUCUUCUGACUGAUGUUGAUAUAUAAUUCAGAUGAUAUGUCCUAAGAAUUUUAGGAUUUUGGACAGAUAAGUCCUUAGGUUCGAUUCUUGCCGAAUAUGAUUCUGAUUCUGAGUUUGGUUUUUGCUAUUUAUUCUUAGAUUCAGAGUUGAAACUGGGGUUUCAUUUUCACUCCUGCUGAAAGACUCAGCUUCCAGCUUCUGUGAGAUUUAUUGGGGUGGUUAAAGGAGAUGUUGAGAUUUUGGAGAACUGAAGUUUAAGAUCUCCCAUCUAAUAUUGCAUACGGUCAAAAAAAAAAAAAAAAUGGAGCUGGUUGGAAUAUUUGGUAAAUCAUGGUCUGGUGAAGGCUAGAACAGGAUAUGCUAUAUAUUCAAAGAACUAUUCAAACCAGAACACUUUCCAAAAUCAUGGGCCUCCUAGAUAUGCACUAUGGUUCAUUCCAGAUUAAUCCUACAAAUUAACAGUCAAUUAUGCGGCGAAAAGCUGCAGAAUAAACUAUAAUCAAGUCUUUGUCAAGAUAUUGAGCAAAUUAAGCAACUACUGUACUUGUUGGCAGUCUUUCAGUACACCAAGAUGAUUAGCACUUCGGAUAAAUGACUUCAAGCUGUCUAAUAUAAUGUUUCAUGCCUGCUAAGAAAACAACCAUGAAUGCACUUGUGGCAACCAACAGAAACUUUAAGCUCGCAGCGCGGCUUCUGGGGUUGGACUCUAAGCUUGAGAAGAGUCUGCUCAUUCCAUUCAGAGAAAUCAAGGUUGAGUGUACCAUACCGAAAGACGAUGGAAGUCUGGCAUCUUUUGUUGGGUUCAGGGUUCAGCAUGACAAUGCUAGAGGACCCAUGAAAGGAGGCAUCAGAUACCACCCUGAGGUUGAUCCAGAUGAAGUGAAUGCCUUAGCACAACUGAUGACAUGGAAGACAGCAGUGGCUAACAUCCCUUAUGGUGGCGCUAAAGGCGGGAUAGGCUGUAAUCCCGGAGAGCUUAGCAUCUCUGAGCUUGAACGUCUGACACGAGUUUUCACCCAGAAGAUUCAUGACCUCAUUGGUAUCCACACAGAUGUUCCAGCACCUGAUAUGGGCACAGGGCCACAGACCAUGGCAUGGAUACUAGAUGAGUACUCAAAAUUCCAUGGAUACUCACCAGCAGUAGUGACUGGAAAACCAAUUGAUCUUGGAGGAUCACUGGGCAGAGAUGCAGCUACUGGAAGGGGUGUGCUCUUUGCAACAGAGGCCCUGCUUAAUGAGCAUGGGAAAACCAUAUUUGGACAAAGAUUUGUCAUUCAGGGUUUUGGAAAUGUUGGUUCAUGGGCUGCAAAACUCAUCCAUGAAAGUGGUGGGAAGAUUGUUGCUGUGAGUGAUAUCACAGGAGCAAUAAAGAACAACAAAGGGAUAGAUAUCCCAAGCCUACUCAAUCAUGCCAAAGAACACAAGGGUGUCAAAGGAUUCCAUGGUGCUGAUCCUAUAGAUCCCAACUCAGUUCUAGUUGAGGACUGUGACAUCCUCAUUCCAGCAGCCCUUGGUGGUGUUAUCAACAGGGAAAAUGCAAAUGAUAUCAAAGCCAAAUUCAUCAUUGAAGCUGCGAACCAUCCAACUGAUCCAGAGGCAGAUGAGAUCUUGACAAAGAAAGGUGUGGUUAUACUUCCAGACAUAUAUGCAAAUUCAGGAGGAGUUACUGUCAGUUACUUUGAAUGGGUUCAGAACAUUCAAGGAUUCAUGUGGGAUGAGGAGAAGGUGAACAAAGAGCUAAAGACAUACAUGACCACGGGAUUCAAGGAUGUGAAGGAAAUGUGCAAAACCCACAACUGUGAUCUCCGAAUGGGAGCUUUCACUCUCGGAGUUAACCGUGUCGCCAGGGCAACAGUUCUAAGGGGCUGGGGAGCCUGAGGAAAUAAAGAUAUCAUGUUCUGAAUAAAAGAUGGAGGCUUGAGUAUGGCCCCGAUUCUUGUAUGCUACUUUGAUUGAACCUCAUCUAUGUGAGGAACGUCAAAGAAGUUUUGUCGUUUUUAGUUUUACUUGGCUUAAUGGGCAACUGUAUGAGGUUUUCUCCUUCUGAGAUCGCUGAUUCUUCAGAAAGCUGAAAGGUUUACACCCUACAGUUUCUAAAUAUACAUAGUGUUUGUCUUAGCCUAUAAGCUGGUCAAACCUGCUUAU
Molecule: messenger RNA, 2282 nt
Organism: Rubroshorea leprosula
Lineage: Eukaryota; Viridiplantae; Streptophyta; Magnoliopsida; Malvales; Dipterocarpaceae
Source: the annotation of a GenBank genome assembly